This is a messenger RNA of Cryptomeria japonica (Japanese cedar), 387 nucleotides long. RefSeq lists its product as uncharacterized. The transcript has a single exon. Lineage: Eukaryota; Viridiplantae; Streptophyta; Pinopsida; Cupressales; Cupressaceae. The record is from RefSeq and is a predicted model, not a curated record. Bases 1 to 387 code for a protein of 128 amino acids.
AUGCAAGGUGAAGGUAAGAAGCUUAAGCCUAUCGGAUAUGGUCCCUUUGAGAUCCUGGAAAAGAUUGGUACCAAUGCCUUUCACCUUAAUCUUCCUCCAUAUAUGCAAAUUUACUCAGUUGUAAAUGUAGAAAAUCUGAAGUUGUACGAGCCUCUAAUGAUAUUCGAUGAAGAGGCUAAUAUUCAAGUUCCUUUAGUUGAUGACCUUGCACCUGAGUAUAUGUCAAAGCUUCCAGAGGAUGUCAUCCUAGACAGAAACAUCAGAUCUUCAAAAAGAGGUGGUGUUGAGUACCUUAAAGUGGGACGAAAAGGAAUGCAUCCUGGUAAGGCAAAAUGGAUGGAGAUUGGUAAAGUGAGGGAACUAUACCCUCACCUACUUUCUAAGUAA